Molecule: messenger RNA, 2099 nt
Organism: Silurus meridionalis
Lineage: Eukaryota; Metazoa; Chordata; Actinopteri; Siluriformes; Siluridae
Gene: gnat2
Product: guanine nucleotide binding protein (G protein), alpha transducing activity polypeptide 2
Exons: 8
Coding region: 250-1314 (354 amino acids)
Biological process (GO): detection of chemical stimulus involved in sensory perception of bitter taste; adenylate cyclase-modulating G protein-coupled receptor signaling pathway
Cellular component (GO): heterotrimeric G-protein complex; photoreceptor outer segment; photoreceptor inner segment
Molecular function (GO): G protein-coupled receptor binding; GTP binding; G-protein beta/gamma-subunit complex binding
Source: RefSeq, a predicted model, not a curated record
GCCUGUGAGAGAAGAAUUAGAGCUUAUAGACCUUCAGUUCUCUCUGGGCUUUCAGCACUUUUGAUCUGAUCACCUACCCUAAGGACAGUCAGAGACAGUCAACCCCACAUUUAUCAGGUUACUGAGAAUUUGCAGCAUCAUCUUUGACAGGUGGACCUUUUUUUUAAUCCAUUUCACUGUCCGCAAAACACAGAAGAAUUUUGGCAAAAUUUCUCACCUUCCGGAAAUUGAGAGGAAAGGGGAAGAGACAUGGGCAGUGGAGCAAGUGCUGAGGACAAGGAAAUGGCCAAAAGGUCCAAAGAACUGGAAAAGCAGCUACAGGAAGAUGCAGAUAAGGAAGCAAGGACAGUCAAGCUCCUUCUGCUGGGUGCUGGUGAAUCAGGGAAAAGCACUAUUGUAAAGCAAAUGAAAAUUCUCCAUCAAGGUGGUUACACAAAAGAAGAACAAAUUGCAUUUACAGCCAUUAUUUAUGGUAACAUCCUGCAGUCUGCACUGGCCCUCAUCAGAGGCAUGGAAAUGCUUGGCAUUAACUACGCAUCCCCCGCAUCACAGGAAGAUGGUCAGAAACUGCAGAACCUAGCAGAUUCGACUGAAGAUGGCACAAUGCCCAAAGAGCUGGCGGAUGUCAUUAAAAGUCUGUGGAAGGACAUGGGUGUGCAGGCUGCCUAUGAGAGAGCAGCUGAGUUUCAGCUCAAUGACUCUGCUGGCUACUACCUGAGUGACAUGGACAGAAUUUGUAGCGAAGACUACGUCCCAUCAGAACAAGAUGUGCUGAGGUCUCGAGUGAAAACCACAGGUAUCAUUGAAGAACAGUUUUCCUGCAAAGAGCUUUACUUCAGGAUGUUUGAUGUGGGCGGACAAAGGUCAGAGAGGAAGAAAUGGAUCCACUGUUUUGAAGGUGUGACCUGCAUUAUCUUUUGCGGAGCUCUGAGCGCUUAUGACAUGGUGUUGGUAGAGGAUGAUGAAGUGAACCGCAUGCAUGAGAGUCUCCACCUAUUCAACAGCAUCUGCAAUCACAGGUUCUUUGCAAAAACAUCGAUUGUGCUUUUCCUCAACAAGAAAGAUCUCUUUGAGGUUAAGAUCCAGAAAGUUCACCUGAGUAUUUGCUUCCCUGAAUAUAAUGGUCCAAACACGUAUGACGAUGCCAGCGUUUACAUCAAGAAGCAGUUUGAGGAGCUGAACAUGAAGAAAGGCGAAAAAGAAAUUUACUCGCACAUGACCUGUGCCACAGACACAAGAAACGUGGAAAUUGUCUUCAAUGCUGUGACAGACAUCAUCAUCAAAGAAAACCUUAAGGAUUGUGGACUGUUUUAAAAAAAACAACAUAAUGGCCAUGUUGUUCAGGUAGGUGGAAAUGAUAAAUUAGGAAAAUGGCAUGGCAGGUUGUGCUGUUUCAGAAAAAUAACAAUGAGGUGCUCUGAUUUCACCAAACACCAAGCAAAGUUACUGUUACUACCACAAUUUUUUUUUUUUAUGUUUUAUUUCACUUCCACCUCAGCAAUUUGCCAAGAAUUGAUUGUUUAAUCAAUUGAAAAAAUGGAUUGUCAUGCUCUUUUUUUUUAUUUUGUGUAGAUUGUCAUAUAAACCUAUGAUUUGAAUGACUUCCAUUAUUGUUAUGGAAUGCAAAAAUACUUCUUGCUUAAAACAUACAUCAUAAACUUCUGCUCUAUCCAGACCUUUUGCUUUAAUCCCAGAGAAAUGACUAUGAAGACUCGCAAAACGCACGAUUGUAAUCCCUACUGCAAGAUGGCCUUCAUAAAUAAUCGACAUGUUGCACUCUUAAGGCUCAGUGAACAGUCAAGACCCGUGUUUCCAGUAUAGUUGGAUAAUUUAUGUAAAUCAAUUGUCUGAUGUACAGUCAUAAGGACUUUCUCUCAAUAGGAUCAACAUGCUGUACAAGAUGCAAACCACCCUUUCUCCUCUAAUUUAAUAAUAUUGUAGGGGGUUAAGUUGUAAAUAAGAUUUCAGACUUCUAAAUAAAUAUGUUUAAAGACUUAACAAAAGAGUAGCAAAGCUGUGGUUUGGAAUUGUUUUAAUGCUGUGAUAAUGUUCUGGACUAAAAAUGUAGGAACAUGAAAUAAACAUGUGCAUCAACUCCA